This is a messenger RNA of Phialemonium atrogriseum, 2266 nucleotides long. RefSeq lists its product as uncharacterized. The coding region runs from base 331 to 1803 and encodes 490 amino acids. The transcript is spliced from 8 exons. Lineage: Eukaryota; Fungi; Ascomycota; Sordariomycetes; Cephalothecales; Cephalothecaceae. Gene Ontology annotation, biological process: regulation of DNA-templated transcription; nuclear-transcribed mRNA poly(A) tail shortening. Gene Ontology annotation, cellular component: P-body; CCR4-NOT core complex. The record is from RefSeq and is a predicted model, not a curated record.
GAUGGAUAGUAAUACUGUGGGUUUUGUCGACAUUAUGCGCGUGGGGAUGUAGUUGGGAAAGAGCACUGGUUCUAGGCGUCGGCCCCUUCCUUGUCCCGCAGCCUCGCAGGUGGGAAAGCACAGACCACCCAACAGCCGCAUCCUGCUUUGGAGGUGCUAGGCUAGCCUCUCCAAACGGAAUGCAACCGGCUUCCAUCAUCACAGCACAAAUCUCAAGAACAUCGACCAACAUCUCCACGAAAAGGCCGCCCCUCCGAGCCCUAUCUAGUCCCGAGACCUUCCGUCGAAUCUCCAUUGACACCUUAGACCGAGCUGCAAGAGUUCCACAAUAUGAAUCGACCAGGGGCAGUUCCGCAGUCCCUCCGUGGCAUACCGGCUGGGUUUGCAAGUCAGCAGCAACCGCAGCCGCAGCAACCGGGGCGAAGUGUAUCGAAUCGACUACCAAACGGAAAACUAGGAAACAAUGGGUGGGCAUUUGGUGCAGGAGUUCCCUUGAGUGGUGGUGGCCUUCAGAAUCCAACCAGACAGUUGGGUGGAAACACCAGCUUCGCCCAGAGCUUGAGCGGGUCACAACCAGCAACACCACUCGACCUUUCGGAAUUCCCUUCACUCUCCAAUACCCCUCAGCUUCCAAACGCCGGCCAGUCAUCUAUGUGGUCAACUGCGGGAUCUAGGAGUCUCGGUGGCCUGGUCCAGAGAAACCAAGGCACACCUCUGCCGUCGCAGCAGUCGCCGCAGGAAGACCUCUUCGCUUCGUCGUCCAGGCUAUCGUCCGCCCAGGGAUCGUUCAGAUUUGGCAACAACCAAGGCAGCGCCUCCCAGACCCAGGGAAGCACUGCUGAUGAAUUUCCGCCGCUCAAUAGAAACGUGAACGGUGAUAUCGGGCAGGAGCGAAGCUCAAACCUGAUGUCAAGCUUAGGGUUUGGCGCGCAGGCAUCGGCUCCGACCGCGCCUAUGCCAACUAGCAGGGCAGGUAAUGGUUUGCUGAACGCGCUCUCAGCAAAUACGCGUGCCGCAGACGAACGCUCACCCACUACUGGUUCGCGAACUCAGGAUUCGAGGAGUUCCGUUGGCGAGGAUGAACCCCGCCAAAAAACGGCGCCCCUCCGUGAGGACAGUGUCGCAUCCCAGUCGUCAUCAUUCCCCGACGGGCCGGCGCAAGUAGUCGAUAACCGUAAUCCUCUUGGGGCGAUCGGAAAUGAUGCGCCGUUGAACAAAACGAAGGAGGAACGGGAGAUUCAAGGGCCCGAAGUGCAAGACCCGUUGACCGGGAUGGCUCCGAUCGACAAAUUUGGCCUCAAAGGACUUCGAAUGCUCAUGAACAACUAUGACGACUACAACGCCAUGGUUGUCGGCAUUGAUCCCUCCACCCUUGGCUUGGAUUUGAGCAGCACCGAGCUCAUAUCUCAGCAAAUCUACUCCCUCUUCGACGAAAUGCCCCCCCGGCCUUCGAUCCCCAAGUUUCGGCUACCCGAUUGCUAUCAGGUGAACAAUGUCCAGCCGAUCGAGAACAAGAUUCAAAGCUUCAACGAGGAGACCUUGAUGUGGAUUUUCUACAGCUGCCCAGGGGACAUGAAGCAGCAAUUGGCCGCGAUAGAGCUGAACAACCGGAACUGGAGAUGGCACAAGAAGCUCCAGAUCUGGCUAACAAAAGACGACCUCAUGAUACCUCAGAUGCUAGGUCUCACUCACGAGCGUGGCUACUAUAUCGUCUGGGACACUGUGCACUGGCGCAAGGAGAGGCGAGAGUUCACUCUGUACUAUACAGAUCUGGACACCAAUCCGGCAGGAUCAGCUGCCUAGCCGUGUUUCAUAAUCCUCUACGUUCUUAUGGUUGGUUGUUGAUGGAAGGCGAGCGGCGCCUUCGCCCUCGAUGGAUAUCUCGGCGUAUUUGGCUUUCUAUGGGCUUCUUUUGCUGAGGCACAAGGACAAGGACGAGGACGAGGGUCGUCACUACCACCCCCUCUGUAUUGUACGGUUAAAUGGCAAUGCUGGGUCUCAGGAGGGAACGACCAGUGGUUGCAAUUAAGCACCUUGCUUGUUGAGGUUACAUACCGGAGCUGCUUUUUCAACUGAUGUCGUACGCACUUACUGCGUAUCGGUAGAGAGUGGAUCUAUGAGGCUCUUUCUGAUUAUCCAGGGAUCGUUGGCAUGUGCCGGAGUUUCUCCUUAUUGCCACUCAAUAGUUCUAAGCAGUAGGUCCCACAUUAUUGGGUGCACGCCCCCACGGAUCUAUCGUGGGGAAUGUGGAUAAACCUGAAGUGAC